GACUUUUGGCACCUGGCACCUGGCACGCAUGGUUGUUUUGUUAUCGAUUGCUUACCCAUUUGAAAGCGCCAGUUUCCUGGGCAACAGUCCAUCAUUGCGCCAAUCAAUCGGCGAGCUAUUUGGUCAGUAGUUGGAUUUGUACUCCUUGUUCCAAAGUUGGACGCCUGAGAUUUUCACCAGCGGUUGCGUAAGGGGAGCACAAGAGUAUGUCGAACUUGCUGAACACCAUCCUUGCUGUGGACAAGGAGCAGGAGCUGCUGCAGAGCUUCAUCCGCACAGGAGCGGCGGCGGAGGAGGAGUCCCAGGACGAGACCAAUCGACGCUCCAAGGGUCGCUCCCAUAAGCCGCCCAUCUGGGAGAGGCGUGAGUCGACGGAUGGUCGCGGUGGACGUGGUGCCGGACGGGAUGGCAAGCAGGCGGAUGACGGAGGAGCCGGCGGAGGAGCAGGUGGCGACGGUGCCGGAGGUAAGCGGGGCAAUCGCAUCGAGGCCGAGUUGAGGGCUGCCCGCAAGAAGAUCGAGGAGCAGAUCGCCAAGAAGAAGAAGCCCAAGGAGAACUUCGUGGACUUCUACACGGACAAGGAUCGGGCGGCCGCCGUCAGCGCCGGCGCUUUCGACAUUAAGCAAAGUCUGCAGAUCAAGCAGAAACAAGACCGCAACGAGGCCCUCCUCAUCCCCGACGAGGCGGACAUCAGCUCGGUGAUCGCACUGGGCCUCAAGGAGAUCAAGAACGCCAAUCCCGAAAACGCCAUCCACUUCUUUUGCAAGGCCCUCGAGCUUAAUAGCACCGACAUCAACGCCUUGAUUUCGCGCAGCAAAUGCUACUUGCUGCUGGGCGAGGCCUCCAAAGCUCUGCAGGAUGCGGAGACGGCUCUGGGGGAGGACAAGAACAACAUUCGGGCCAUCUACCAGAAGGCCGAGUCGCUCUACUACCUGGGUCAGUUCGAGCAGAGCCUGAUGUUCUUCCACCGCGGCUUGCGAGCCCGUCCCGAACUGGCCCUCUUCCGGCUGGGCGUUCAAAAGACGCAGGAGGCCAUCGAGAACACGAUCGGCAGCAAGCCGGGUCCAGUGGGAGCAGCGCCAUCCUCAUCCGCUCCCAAGAGUGGUAAGUCCCGGAAGUCCGGCGAAGACACGCCCAAGUCUCAGCCAGCAGGAGCAAUCGGAAGCAGUGCCAGGACUCGCCAGAAACCCAGUCGAGCGGACCUGGAGCGACGAAACGCCCGCAAGCUGCUGGGCGAGCUGUGCGUGGACAAGGAGUACCUGGAGAAGCUGCUGCUCCAUCCGGACCUGGUGCGAGCGGACACCCACACGGAAAGCAUAUCCGCCUACGCGCGAGAGGCGGUGGAGUUCCUCAACAAGCGGCAGGAGUUUUGGCGCCAACAGCGUCCUUGCACGGCGCUGCCCAAUCACAAGAAUCUGCCCCACGACGCCCUGCCCAAGUGGUUCUAGUGGCGCCAGCUCUCCCAGGUUUCCUCAGAGUUCCAGCUUGCGGUGUUAAGUUUCUGUUUGCGUUGAGUCAACUUGCUGAUCUAAAAUUGAAUUGAAUAAAUUAUUGUUAGU
Molecule: messenger RNA, 1559 nt
Organism: Drosophila subpulchrella
Lineage: Eukaryota; Metazoa; Arthropoda; Insecta; Diptera; Drosophilidae
Product: tetratricopeptide repeat protein 25
Exons: 2
Coding region: 207-1448 (413 amino acids)
Cellular component (GO): cytoplasm
Molecular function (GO): protein binding
Source: RefSeq, a predicted model, not a curated record